CAUUCCCGCCCUGCCCCGCGCCUCGCGUCCCCGCCCCGCCGCCCCGGGCAUCGCCGCGCUGCGGUGUGGCGGCGGCGGUGUGGAGAUGGCGCUGGAGGCGCGGCGGAUGGAGGGCGACGUGGAGGACGGCGAGCUCUCCGACUCGGACUCCGACAUGCUCGGAGCCGGCUCCCCGGGGGGCCAGCAGCAGAAAUCGCAUGAUGGCAGUAAUUCAGGCAGACCUUUCCAGAGCAGCAUUUCGUCCUGUGCACCAAGCGUUCCUUAUCGAACAACCAAAAGUGUGGAUUCAAGUGAUGAAAGCUUUUCUGAAUCUGAUGAUGACAGCUGUCUGUGGAAACGAAAACGACAGAAAUGUUUCAACCUUCCUCCUGCUAAGUCUGAGCCUUUUCCACUUAGCCAGAGCCACCAGAAACAAACUGCUCUAGGUGGUAAGAAGGUCAACAAUAUUUGGGGUGUUGUGCUCCAGGAGCAGAAUCAGGAUGCAGUGGCUACUGAACUUGGGAUUCUAGGAAUGGAUGGUAGUAUUGACAGAAGCAGGCAGUCUGAGACUUACAAUUAUUUAUUGGCUAAAAAGCUGAUGAAGGAAGCUCAGCAAAAGGAGGCAGAGACGUUAGAUAAAGAACUGGAUGAAUACAUGCAGGAUGACAAGAAAACAGCGCCAGCAGAAGAAGAAAACGGACAAGGCUUUCUCAAACGGAAGCGACCUGUAAAAGAUAGACUGGGUGAAAGACAAGAAAUGAAAUAUAAAGGAAGGUAUGAAAUAACAGAAGAAGAUUCAGAGGAAAAAGUGGCAGAUGAAAUAGCUUAUCGCCUUUGUGAACCAAAGAAAGAUUUAAUUGCCCGAGUAGUGAAAAUAAUUGGAAAGCGAAAAGCCAUUGAACUGCUCAUGGAAACAGCUGAAGUGGAACAAAAUGGUGGACUGUUCAUAGUGAACGGUACCAGGAGGAGAACACCAGGGGGUGUUUAUUUAAACCUGCUGAAGAAUACACCCAGUGUCAAAGAAGAACAAAUCAAGGAAAUAUUCUAUCUGGAAAACCAAAAGGAGUAUGAAAACAAAAAAGCUGCUAAGAAGAGGAGAAUACAAGUUCUGGGAAAGAAGAUGAAAAAAGCCAUUAAAGGGCUUAACCUGCAAGAAUACGAUGAUGCAUCUCGUGAGACUUUUGCUAGUGAUACAAAUGAGGCUUUGGCUUCUCUGGAUGACUUACAGGAUGGACACCAUGAAGCAAAGAUGGAACCUGAAGAUAUUAUAGAAAUUGAUAAUGCUCAUGAUUUGGAGAUCUUUUAGUUCACAGUGAUAACAAAGUCUAUGAAACACAUUAAAUGAGUGUUUCUUAUUAUCCCAUGACUUCAUGUUUUCGUAAGUUGCAGAAACAUGGGAAACAUUCGAUGGUGAAGAAAGUGACACAAUUCUUAGCUAAGUUUAACAGCAUGGAACAUGUUAGUUGUCCUGUUACUUGUUUGCUAAGUCUUCAAAAACUGUUAAGAUUUUUCUAGAUAACAACUGCAUCACUGUGUUUGUCCCUUAAGAACUUCUUUCUAGCCAUGCAUUAAAUUUAGGCAUUAAGUCUGUUUCAACCAAAUACAUCCUACUAAAUCUGCUGAAGCUAACAAAGUUGCCAUCAAGUGGGGGAUAUUCUUAAUUACAGUUGGACAGAAACACUAGUAUAAAAUCAGUCUUGGUGUAAAAGAUCCUGUGGUCUUAGUGUGACGUGAGUUGACAAGAAUAGCAGUGUUUAUAGUGUUAAGACCUGUAAAAGAGAUGGGCUUGCGAAAUUAACCAAAUUUUCAUAGCUACUGACUUUUUGAUAACAACCGUGUAAAUAAGUACUGUUGAACAAUGGAUGUUGUAAAUUUCUGCAGAAGUUCACUCCAUUUUAUAAUAGUGGUUUGAGCUUCCAACUUGUUCUGUCUAAGCUGAAUCCACAGAAAACUUAUACAGAUCUUUUUGUUCUAAAACUCAAGUGAAUUCUUUCUGAGCAGAAAUUUAAUUUGUGUUCCCCUUGAGGAUCUGUAAGCUCUACGUGCAGGUAUGAAUAUUGCAAUUCUUGUCUCCAUGCUUUUUCUCAUGUGCAGUAGAAUGAAGCAAUGUGCAGCUUGCAAAAAUUCAGAAGUUUUUCUUUGCCUGAAUCUUAAGAAAAUAAUAGUAUGCAAAAGAUAAUUUUUACUUGAUGCAGAAGACUGUUGUGUAGUUCAUAAGUUUGAAGAUAACUUUUAUGUUGAACAUUGUUUUUAAUAUAAUCGAAGAACAUUUCCAACACUGAUAUGUAUGAUAUCUACAUACUUGGUCACUAAUAAGUUGUGUUUUCUGUGAAUAUACGCUAUUUUUCAGUAUAAAA
This is a messenger RNA of Oxyura jamaicensis (ruddy duck), 2336 nucleotides long. It is a transcript of the gene PHAX, whose product is annotated as phosphorylated adaptor for RNA export. The transcript has 5 exons. Gene Ontology annotation, cellular component: nucleus. NCBI's taxonomy places the organism in Eukaryota, Metazoa, Chordata, Aves, Anseriformes, Anatidae. The record is from RefSeq and is a predicted model, not a curated record. Gene Ontology annotation, biological process: snRNA export from nucleus. Bases 86 to 1285 code for a protein of 399 amino acids.